Paramormyrops kingsleyae is the source of this 1065-nucleotide messenger RNA. Its product is annotated as alpha-tectorin-like. Lineage: Eukaryota; Metazoa; Chordata; Actinopteri; Osteoglossiformes; Mormyridae. The record is from RefSeq and is a predicted model, not a curated record. Gene Ontology annotation, cellular component: extracellular matrix.
AUGUAGGUCACGUGAUCCACCCCACACCCUGGGCAAAGCGUGCCAACUUUGUGCUGAUUGGUCCAAGAUUAGAAGCUCAGAAGAAUUUAAGGCCGGCUGUCCAGACCCAUAUCAUGCCAAAUGGCCAACUCAGCCAUGGGGAUCAGAGGGCUGCUCUCAUGCUGUGCAGCGCUGCUGCUGUGUGGGUUCUGCUCUGCGAGACGCGUCGAACCCGUGUCGAAAGCUGGUGCCUGUUGGGCUAUGGGUGACCCACACUAUCGUACCUUCGAUGGACAAUACUUCAACUUCAUGGGGAACUGCACCUACAUUAUGGCCAAGAACUGCCAUGUUGAUGAUGACCACCCCAGCUUUCAAGUGGAGACCAAGAAUGAAAACCGUUUUGGGCUGCAGGUCACCUCAGUGGGUGCUGUCACCAUCAAAAUCUAUGAUGCUGUCAUAUCCAUUGUAAGCGGAGAGUUUGGGCUUGUCAGGAUUGAUGACGAGAUCUGGAGUCUCCCAGUCAGUUUGAAUAAGGGCACCAGCAGGGCCAACAUGUACCAGAGUGGUAUGUCUGUAAUCCUAGAGGCAGACUUUGGCUUGACGGUUCAGUAUGACUGGGAGGAGUACAUCUUGAUUACUGUGAAUGACAGCUAUGCCGGCAAAGUGUGCGGUCUUUGUGGGGACUUCAACGGCAACCAAGAUGAUGACCUCACCACUCCAAGUGGCACUGAAGCUGGCAGCAUAGUGGCUCUGGGCAAGAGCUGGAAGGUUCCAGGGGGAGCAGGUGAUGCUUCCUGCCAAGAUGAGUGCUCAGCUCAGUGUGAGAACUGCAAGAGCAGCGGGAUCAAAAAAUGGGAGGCAGAGGUCUUCUGUGAAGUUCUUACAAAGAUCAUGGAUGGGCCCUUCAGAAGCUGCAAAGCCAUCAUUGAGCCCAAGUUCUACAAAGAGAUGUGUCUUUAUGACUUCUGCAUGGGCAAGGGAGUGAAGAAGUACCUGUGCAGCACCCUGCAGGUGUACACCGACACCUGCCAGCGAGCUGGAAUCAAGGUUUUCAACUGGAGGGGACUGGCUGGCUGCCGUAAGUAA